Messenger RNA from Rotaria socialis, 738 nucleotides. The record is from the annotation of a GenBank genome assembly. NCBI's taxonomy places the organism in Eukaryota, Metazoa, Rotifera, Eurotatoria, Philodinida, Philodinidae.
AUGGUGAUUUUUAUGCCGUACUAUCGUCAACAAGGACAACUAUUUCAUUCUCAUACUCGUAAUCGUCCAACAUCAUCUUCUAAUGGACAACAUCAUACGACGGCAGCACAUACUACAAUUCAUAUGAGUGCUUGUAAAUUUGCAUCGAGUAUAUUAUGUCGUUUUACAUUUUCUCUUUUUUUAUUUGCUAUCGCACUGUUUUUAUUUCAAUUAUCGAUAAAUAAUGUGUCAAACAAGAAAAAAGGCUCAAAUAUAAUUGCCGCUAUUUUAUUAACUAUUGCUAUUGUUUCAUUUUUACGUACGUUUCAAACAUUACGCCGUUAUUUAACCAUUAUGCAAACAAGACGUCGACUUGUUCAAAGAUUACGAGAACGACAAGAAGCUUAUGAUUUAACUUUAGCAAUGAAUGCAGAUAUUCAUUCAGACCUUGUGAUGGGUGAUCAUGCUGAUUUACCAUCGUAUAAAGAACUUUUUCCUUCUCAUCAUAAUAUCAGUAUUAUUGGUACUGAUCCAUCGACAUCCUUGCCACCUCCGUCUUAUGAAGAUUUUGUUAAAACACUUGGUACUCGUCAAUCAACUACAUCGCUUCCAAUAUCAUCUUUACACCCAAUAUCAUUGCCAACAACAAAUAUAUCAACAUCAUCUACUCAAUCACAAACGAGUCCAACAAGAUGUAUAUGGAUAACACAUCGAACACAACGGCCUGCCUUUAUUCGUGGUACUGUUACAUAUGUUUAG